This is a messenger RNA of Acromyrmex echinatior (Panamanian leafcutter ant), 1226 nucleotides long. RefSeq lists its product as uncharacterized. Gene Ontology annotation, cellular component: plasma membrane. The record is from RefSeq and is a predicted model, not a curated record. Gene Ontology annotation, molecular function: odorant binding; olfactory receptor activity. Lineage: Eukaryota; Metazoa; Arthropoda; Insecta; Hymenoptera; Formicidae. Gene Ontology annotation, biological process: sensory perception of smell; detection of chemical stimulus involved in sensory perception of smell.
UUUCGCCAUUAUAUGUUUUUUAUACUAAUUCCAAUAGGCACUUUACUUACUCAGCUCGAUAACUCUCGAUGACAUAUUCGAGUGUCUGCCAUCUCUAAUUAUCAGUAUAACAUUCAGCUCUAAACUAUUGAUUAUAAUGUUAAAUAGCAAGAAAGUAAGUGAUGAAUUUUCAAACUUGCAUUAACACUUGAUUUUUAUGUGAAAAAAUGUUACAUUAGCAAGAAAUACGGCAGCAUGUGUUUAGGUAAAGAUUUGUCUUAACAUAAUACGAAAGGAUUGGCUAUCAGUAAAUACAGAUAUAGAAAGGAUUAUUCUGCAACGGCAUACAAGAUAUGGGCAAUAUCUAGCAGCAUUUUAUGCAGUUUUCAUGCAUAUGACGGGGUGUCUUUUCGUACUUAAACCAAUCAUGCUGACUCUGAUGGCGAAUGAUAUCUUCAAUGUGACAAAAUCUGUGCCGAGAUUACCAUUUCGCGUUGAAUACGGCGAGAAAUUCAAUCAAUAUAUAUAUCCGAUAGCACUGCAUAGUUAUAUUGCCGUGUUCGCUCACACAUUCGCCACAGUCGCGGUCGAUGGCUUGUAUUAUAGUUUAAUUCAGCAUGCUUGUGCAAUGUUCUCGAUUAUUGGAAACACACUGGAGAACAUUGGCAAAAAUAACGAGGAUAUUUUUUACACAAAACGAGCUAAGAUACAGGAUAAUAAUUACAGUAAAACUAUACAUUGUUUACGUAGACAUCCUCUCGUGAUAGAAUUUGCUGAACAUAUCGAAUCAUUAUUUACGAAAAUAUUUCUAAUUAAUCUUAACUUAAAUAUGAUCAUUGGAAGUUUAACUGGUAUACAAGUGUUAAUGAAUUUAGAUAAAAGCGCAAGGGAUAUCGCUGGGCCAAUAACUAUGUAUAUUGCACAAUUCCUUCAUUUGUUUCUUCAUUUUUGGCAAGCUCAAUUUUUACUUGAUUACAGUAUCCUUCCAUAUAAAUCUAUCUGCAAAGCGAAUUGGUAUUAUGCUUCGCACAGAUGUCGAAAACUUCUUCUUCUAAUUAUGAACAGAACGACGUCACCAUGCAAAAUCACCGCCGGCAAAAUAGUGAUUUUAUCUAUUGAAAGCUUCGCUACGGUUGUAAAAACGUCUCUAUCUUAUCUCACUAUGUUUCGUUCUCUCCAGUGAUGAUUUGGCGCAUGAAUCAUCAAAAUUGUCUAAAUUAAAAUACAUCUCUUUAAUGUAAUAAAAA